This is a messenger RNA of Macrosiphum euphorbiae (potato aphid), 1671 nucleotides long. Lineage: Eukaryota; Metazoa; Arthropoda; Insecta; Hemiptera; Aphididae. The record is from the annotation of a GenBank genome assembly.
AUGUUUUUAAAUAAUAAAACUGCACAGGACGGGUUAAAUAUUUCUAAUUUAUUCGCAGAACACUUUUCUUCGGCCUACUCACACAUUUGUCCAUCAACUGAUGAUUUAAAGGUUACGAUCGCCGAUUGUAUUGAUCUAUCAAAAAUCGACAUUACUGUUCAAGAAGUUUUCUUAGCACUAGAAAAAUGUAAACUUAAUAGCUCACCUGGCCCUGACGGUAUUCCGGAAAUAGUUUUAAGCCAAUGUAGGUAUGCUUUAACGCUUCCUUUACACUACCUUUUUUCUCUGUCACUGUCUUCAGGCACAUUUCCAGACUUAUGGAAAUCCUCUUAUGUCCAGCCAGUUUUUAAAAACGGCGAUCGCUCUAAUAUUAUUAACUAUCGUCCUAUCAGCAUUAUGUCAUCAAUUCCUAAGUUAUUAGAAUCUAUUUUACUUCCUAAAUUAAACUUCUCUUUUUCUAAAUAUAUAAUUCCACAACAAUUUGGUUUUCGUCCACAUACUUCUACUUCUUCAAAUUUAGUUGCAUAUCAUAAAUAUUUAAUGGAUGUUAUUGAAAAAGGUGGUCAGGUCGAUGCUAUAUAUACUGACAUUAGUAAAGCGUUCGACACUAUUAACCACGCUGUGCUGAUUCGUAAGUUAGAGUUGAUGGGUGUUAAUAAUCUCAUGUUAAAAUGGUUUAGUUCAUAUAUAUCUUGUAGAUCUCAAAAGGUAAGGCUUCACGGUUAUGUUUCUAAUAAUAUCUCUAUCCCCUCAGGUGUCCCACAGGGAGGUCAUAUUUCACCACUACUUUUUAUAUUGUACAUGAAUGACGUUGGCUUAGUUUUUAAACAUGCACAGUUUAGUAUGUUUGCCGAUGAUUUAAAACUAUUUUAUAAUAUUAAUUCAUUAGAUGAUGGCUCUAAAUUACAAGACGACUUUGAUAAUUUCAAAGCCUGGUGCUAUAAUAAUGGUUUACAAGUUAACAUUAAUAAAUGCAAUUCCAUCUCUUUUUAUCGUAACAAAUCUCCGUUCAAUAUUGCUUAUUACUCCGACAAUUACCUUUUACCUAAAGUGGACUCUAUUAAAGAUCUUGGAGUUAUUUUUUCUAGUUCACUCUCUUUUACUGCGCACAUUCAAUCAAUAACUAUAAAAGCAUCACGAUCACUUGGCUUUAUUAUCAGAAACACUCGCGAUUUUAAUAACAUUGUAUCAUUAAAAAUUCUUUAUUUCGCUCUAGUACGUUCAGUACUUGAAUAUUGCUCCAUUUUGUGGAACCCUUACCAACUUGUAUGGAUAAAUAAAAUCGAAAGAGUUCAAAAUAAAUUCCUAAGAUUUAUUAAUACAAAAAUUCCUAACAAUUGCAUAAUAAUUGAUCAUUGCUAUGAACCACUUAGAAGACUGGUUAAUAUCAACUCUCUAAGUUCAAGACGUCUAUAUUUUGAUGUCAUAUUUAUUUACAAAAUCUUACAUGGCACUAUAAAAGAUAGUUUUCUGCUCAGCCAAAUUAAUUUAUCAGUUCCUACAUUUAAUUCUAGAAGCCGGCCGACCUUCCACAUUCCUAGUCACAAAACACUUUACGGUUUUUUUUCCCCUAUUAACAGAGCAUUAGUCUCCUGUAACAACCUACAAAACAAAUUUGAUAUUUUUCAUUCCUCUCAAAAAGCGUUGCAAAAUAAUAUAUUUUCUUUCUAA